Colletotrichum destructivum is the source of this 1401-nucleotide messenger RNA. RefSeq names its product Putative aminotransferase class-III, pyridoxal phosphate-dependent transferase, major. NCBI's taxonomy places the organism in Eukaryota, Fungi, Ascomycota, Sordariomycetes, Glomerellales, Glomerellaceae. Bases 1 to 1401 code for a protein of 466 amino acids. The transcript has a single exon. Gene Ontology annotation, cellular component: mitochondrion. Gene Ontology annotation, molecular function: pyridoxal phosphate binding; L-alanine:glyoxylate transaminase activity. Gene Ontology annotation, biological process: glyoxylate catabolic process. The record is from RefSeq and is a predicted model, not a curated record.
AUGGCCUCCGAAAGCACCGCCGCCUUCUGGGCCAAGACCGACAAGUACCUGAUGUCCACGGGCGUCCCCUACUCGCCCAUCAUCAUCAGCAGGGCCAAGGGCACGAAGCUCUACGAUGAUCAGGGCCGCCAGAUUCUCGACUUUACGUCUGGCCAGAUGAGCUCCCUCCUGGGCCACUCCCACCCGGAGAUCGUCGAGGUUGUCCAAAAGUACGUCGCCGAGCUGGACCAUCUCCUCAGCAACAUGAUCACACAGCCCGUCGCGGACCUCGCAGAGAGAUUGGGCAAGCUGCUCCCCGCCCCCCUCGAAAAGGUAUGCUCCCUCUGUUAUGUGUGCAUGCUGCGAUUUCCAUCGGCUCACCUUGCUUACUACCCGCAGUCCUUCUUUCUCAACACCGGCUCGGAGACAACCGAGGCGGCCAUCAAGAUGGCCAAGCUCCAUACGGGCAAGUUUGAGAUCGUCGCCAUGUCGGCCAGCUACCACGGCCUCACGCAAGGGUCCGGGUCCGCGACGUACUCGGCCGGCCGCAAGAACGGCGGCCCCGCCAUGCCGGGCCAGCUCGCGUUCCCGGCGCCGUACGCGUACCGCUCCGUGUUCCGCAAGGCCGACGGGUCCUACGACUGGGAGGCCGAGAUGGACUUUGGCUGGUCCAUGAUCGACCGGCAGAGCGUCGGGUCCCUGGCGGCCUUCAUCCUCGAGCCGAUCCUCUCGACGGGCGGCAUCCUCGACCUGCCCGCGGGCUACCUGCGGCGCAUCAGCGACGAGUGCAAGAAGCGCGGCAUGCUGCUCAUCCUCGACGAGGCGCAGACGGGGGUCGGGCGUACGGGCAAGAUGUUUGCCUUUGAGCACGACGGCGUCGUCCCGGACAUCCUGGCGCUGUCCAAGACGCUCGGGUGCGGGCUGCCGCUGGCCUCGGUCAGCACGACGGCCGAGGUCGCCCGGGGCUGCAAGGAGGCCGGGUUCCUCUGGCUCACGACGCACCUCAACGACCCGCUCACGGCGGCCGUGGGCAACAAGGUGCUCGAGAUCGUCGUGCGCGACGACGUGGCGGGCAAGGCGACGGCGCGAGGCGAGCAGCUCCGCGCGGGCCUGCUGAGGCUGCAGGACAAGUACUGGUGCAUCGGCGACGUGCGCGGGCGCGGGCUGCUGCAGGGCAUCGAGAUCAUCUCCGACGCCGAGACGAAGGCGCCCGGGUCGGACCUCGGGCAGGCCGUCUCGGACCGGGCGAUGGAGCUGGGGCUCUCCUGCAACGUCGUCAACCUGCCGGGCAUGGGCGGCGUGUUCCGGCUGGCGCCGCCGGUGACGGUGACGGCGGAGGAGAUCGAGGAGGGGCUGAGGAUUCUGGACGAGGCGUUUGGACACGUCUUGGAGCAGCGCGAGAAGACGAUUCCGGUGGUGUAA